CGCGUCCAAGCUGUUGACAGGGCGGCCCCUCCCUCUUCCCCUGCGGGAGCUGGGAACCUCGAGAAAGGGGCGGAGCUCGGCCCGCCUCUCGGCUACGAGUGGAGCCUGAGCGCGCUCCGCUUCUGCUCGGCACCGCCGCACUCGUGCGUGGGGCUGCGUUUUUCUUUUUGUCCUCCCCUACCCCUGUACUUGCUCUUCAUUCCUUCAAAAUAUGUAUUAACAUUUACUGUGUGCCAGUCACCCGCUAGGUCACGGGGACAAACAGUGAGGAAGAACACGCCUCACCGUGCCGUCAGGGAAUUUACAGGCUGGUGGGGGAGAAAGACCUCAGAGAAUAUCUGAAAUAAAUUUCUGUUAUGAGUUGCUAAAAUCAUGGUGAAAUGUUGCUCGGCGAUUGGAUGUGCUUCUCGCUGUUUGCCAAAUUCCAAAUUAAAAGGACUGACAUUUCACGUAUUCCCCACAGAUGAAAAUGUCAAAAGAAAAUGGGUAUUAGCAAUGAAAAGACUUGAUGUAAAUGCUGCAGGCAUUUGGGAGCCUAAAAAAGGAGAUGUGUUAUGUUCAAGGCACUUUAAGAAGACAGAUUUUGACAGAAGUGCUCCAAAUAUUAAACUAAAACCUGGAGUCAUACCUUCUAUCUUUGAUUCCCCAUCUCACUUUCAGGAGAAAAGAGAAAAACUUCACUGUAGAAAAAACUUCACCCUCAAGACCCUCCCAGUCACAAACCACAACCGCCAGCUUGUUGGUGCUUCCUCGUGUAUUGAAGAAUUUCAAUCCCAGUUCGUUUUUGAACAUAGCUACAGUGUAAUGGACAGUCCAAAGAAACUUAAGCAUAAAUUAGAUCAUGUGAUCAGCGAGCUAGAGGAUACCAAGAAAAGCCUGCGGAAUGUUUUAGACCGAGAGAAACGUUUUCAAAAAUCGUUGAGGAAGACAAUCAGGGAAUUAAAGGAUGACUGUCUCAUCAGCCAAGACACAGCAAAUAGACUGGAAGCUUUCUGUUGGGAGCAUUGUCAGGAGAGCAUAGAACGAGACUAUAUUUCAUGAAUAAUCUUGUGUUAUGUUCUGCCUAAAGUUGACAUUGGUACAGCUUUUUAGAAAGUAAUUCUUAUUUAUCAUCAUUAAACAAUAUCCAUCAUUUAGA
This is a messenger RNA of Phyllostomus discolor (pale spear-nosed bat), 1138 nucleotides long. It is a transcript of the gene THAP6, whose product is annotated as THAP domain containing 6. Lineage: Eukaryota; Metazoa; Chordata; Mammalia; Chiroptera; Phyllostomidae. The transcript has 5 exons. Bases 373 to 1041 code for a protein of 222 amino acids. The record is from RefSeq and is a predicted model, not a curated record.